AUGCACUCUCGUUAUCGAUCAAUAGUAGCACUGAUCGACCCAGAGGGCGGAAAUGAAGGGUGUCCAAGAAAAGGAGAAGAGCGUCAGGUAUGCGGCCAAGAGAUGGACUUACGCCUUCUUCAAAGAUUGGCAGCUCAAAGAGCGCCAGAAGAAGAAGACGCGUCGAAAGAGUUUCGCAGGUGCAAUGUGUUGGCAGUGCUAGCCAAAAGGAGGGCGGGUAAAAAGGCGCAGCCUCAGCGAGUAAAUGACGAUUCGCAGGGUAAAAGAGGCGGGAGAGCGGCGCCAGGCGGACGAGAGACGCUCAGUCCAACCAACCCCGCCAAGCCCAGACCCACCCUGUCGUUUUCCUCGCCAAAUCCAUGCAUGCUUCGGUUCCUGCGGCUACGUGACGCUGGCCAGUACCAAUACCUUGGUAUUCUUUACGCUCCCGUCAAUACACAGCCGUCAUGCUACUUACUAGUAGGCAAUUACCGUCAAGCAAAAACCCCGUCAUGGAGGGAAGAGGCUCCGAGUCAUAAAGGAUUGGAGAAGAGAGUCACCGGUUUUGUAACGAGCCGGUUUCAUCCAUGGGGCAAGCCAGCACCGAAGUACAAAAAGCAAAAGACUAUGAGGCAUUUUGGAGGUUGGCUACCAAGGCGGGCUAACCUCGAUCUUACUAACCCGAGCAAAGAAAGGCUGUCAGACAAGGAGGGCGGCUACUCAAUGAGAAGGAAUGAACCCCCACGAGGACAAGACAGCGCAGGAGCCAGGGCAGGCAUCAUAGCGGCACGAGCUGCUACUGUUGUGUGUGGGAAAGUUGCCCUACCGACCGUCGGGGCGGGUAAUGCCAGGGUUCCUCGGCGUAGCUACCUCUUCCGACUGAUUCGGUCGGUCGCAGCUCCAGGAAUACACACCACACACCACCACCCUACCUACUCCAUACACAGCACACCAAACCAGACUAACAUGCUGGGCUUAAAUCUGGUGGUUCCUGAUCCGGAAAGCGAUGGUCUUGGCCCUGUGACGUUAUCUCAGUCUGAAGCAGUAGUUACCAGUACCGUAGGAGCAUCUCGUGUGAUGCCGAUGAUGCGGGCCAGAACGACAAACUUGCCUGCUUGCUACAGACAUCACUGGGAACUGCGAACCAACUGCAAGAGAAGUCUCGACGAUUCUAUCCCACGACUGGCAAUGGGACAAGCAGGUGGUUUCCAUGUCUUCAAUCUGCCACGCUCACCUCUCAAGCCGAGUUCUUGUCUUCCCCCGGGUAACUCCACAGUGAUCAUCCCAGGGAUGGUCACCCAGGCAUUCCCGACAAGAAAGGCUCAGCAUGUUCAGCGAGUGGCAGUGAUGGAAAGUGUGAGAGGGAAAAAGGAAGCAGGAAAACCCAUCGGGAUCGGCCUGAUUGUCUCCGGAAGAAUGGAGACAAGGAAGAGGGAAAAAAAGCAGUAUGGCGAUGAUGACCAGAUCCAUGCCCGAUGGCAAAGCAACUGGGACAAGCGGGUAGCGAUCUCCAAAGCGGAGACCAUCGAGCGGGCUAAUUCCACCCCAUCCACCACCAACGGGCUUACAAUCAAAAAACCUGCACAUCCACGGUCGCUGAGGAUGGGGGGUGCAGCUAGACUGCUAAACGCCUCGCGAAGCCUUCAAGUGCUGGGACAAGCUUCAUGCGAUUCAGGGAUAACCCCCACUCAGUGCCAUGGCUGCUCCGGGAGAUGCAGCUUCCCACAAUCGCAGCAGCCAAUCUGCGCGUCUCGGGAAUUCCUCUCCGAAGGAUCCUCAUCCAUGACCGCCAACACGGACUCUCCGCACUUGGAUCGAGAACAAGAUACAAGGUACAUGCUACUUAUGUACACUUAUGUUCCGAAUACAUCUGGUAUAUGUGCUACGCGGCCUAGAAGCCAAGAUCGAAACAGACUUUCCGCAAAUAAACUCCGACCGUCGACGGAAAGGAAAAACAGAAUAAGAAAUAUAAACUAUAUACAAUGA
Aspergillus niger is the source of this 1965-nucleotide messenger RNA. RefSeq lists its product as hypothetical. The coding region runs from base 1 to 1965 and encodes 654 amino acids. The record is from RefSeq and is a predicted model, not a curated record. The transcript is spliced from 15 exons. Lineage: Eukaryota; Fungi; Ascomycota; Eurotiomycetes; Eurotiales; Aspergillaceae.